Messenger RNA from Prunus dulcis (almond), 522 nucleotides. RefSeq lists its product as uncharacterized. The transcript has a single exon. The coding region runs from base 1 to 522 and encodes 173 amino acids. Gene Ontology annotation, molecular function: enzyme inhibitor activity. Lineage: Eukaryota; Viridiplantae; Streptophyta; Magnoliopsida; Rosales; Rosaceae. The record is from RefSeq and is a predicted model, not a curated record.
AUGGAGUCUCCACUUUCUUACGCCUUAGCAUUCUUCUUUGCUUUGUUUUUAUUUCUCUCUUCUUCUUCGUUAGCGAAUGCAUCGACUCAACUGAUCGAUGAUGUUUGCAAAAACACCAUAAACAACGCAGAAUGCCUGAAAAUUCUGGACUCCAAUCCUCAAGCCCUAUCAGCAUCCAGUUACAAAGAUCUUGCUCAAGUGGCUCUCGGGUUAGCCAUAGCCAAUGCAGAAGACAGCCAAACAUUCAUCAACAAUUUGCUCAAGAGUGAUCCAAGGGAUGCUAUCAAAAAGUGUGCUUCUUCAUACAAAGCUGUGGUGGCAUCGUUCAAAAGCUCGAAAGCUGAGAUCGAUGAGGACCCUAUGACGGCCAACUACGACGCCAAAAUCGCAGGUGAUGAUGCCGGCAACUGCGAAACUGCCCUGAGUUCUAAAGGGGUUAAGGUUCCUGAAAUAUCUGCAAGAAACCAUGUUGUCCAGUUGUAUAGUAGUAUUGGAGAUGCUGUCACCUCUCUGCUUGGUUGA